Messenger RNA from Trachemys scripta elegans, 3361 nucleotides. Its product is annotated as complement C3-like. The record is from RefSeq and is a predicted model, not a curated record. Gene Ontology annotation, biological process: complement activation; inflammatory response. Gene Ontology annotation, molecular function: endopeptidase inhibitor activity. Gene Ontology annotation, cellular component: extracellular region. Lineage: Eukaryota; Metazoa; Chordata; Testudines; Emydidae.
CACGAGGGCUCAGCUUACAGGCAACUCUGAGGAUAAAUAGCCCAGAAGGAGCUACUUCUCCUGACCCUCCUGUCCUCACCAUGGGGGGCUCUGCUCUCUGCCUGGUGGCCGUGUUUGCUUUCUACUUCCCGGCUGUUUCUCACAGCCAACUCUACUCCCUGAUCACGCCCAACGUCCUGCGGGUGGAGAGUGAAGAGAAGGUCGUGGUGGAAGCCCAUGGCCUCAAUUCCCCAGUUGCGGUUACAAUCAUUGUGCAGGACUUCCCGCUUAAGAAAAACAUCUUAUACCAGGUCCAAACCAACCUCAACUCUGCGAAUGGGAUGAUGGGCACAGCCAUAAUAAAGGUUCCCACCAAAGACAUAAAGAAAGAUUCCAGACAAAACCAGUAUGUUGUAGUCAAGGCUACGUUCCCUCAGCAAACCCUGGAGAAAGUGGUACUGGUCCAUUUCCACAGUGGAUACAUCUUUAUCCAGACGGAUAAAACCAUCUAUACACCCGGGUCUACAGUCCUCUACCGGAUCUUCACCGUGGGUCACAAACUGGAACCGGUGUCUAAGACAGUGAUUGUGGAGUUUGAGACCCCUGAGUCCAUUAUUGUCAAGCAGAUUCCCAUCUCCGCCCCCUUGAAAUCAGGCAUCUUCUCCCUGAGCCACCCCUUGCCGGACAUUAUCAGUCUGGGAACCUGGAAGAUCACGGCCAAGUAUGAAGACUCCCCUCAGCAGACCUUCAGUGCGCAAUUUGAUGUUAAGGAGUACGUGUUGCCGAGUUUCGAAGUCAUAUUGGAACCGUCUGAGAAGUUUUUAUACAUCGAUAGCAAUGAAGACUUCAGGGUUUCUAUCACUGCGAGAUACCUAUAUGGGAAAAAACUAGAUGGCAAUGCCUUUGUCCUCUUUGGGGUGAAGAUGGAUGAUGAGAAGAGGAGUAUCCCGCAGUCUCUCAAGAGAAUCUCGAUAGAAGAUGGAGAUGGGGAAGCAACGCUGACCAGAGCGAUGCUGCGGGCUCGGUUCGCCAACCUGAACGAACUGGUUGGCCACUCGCUCUACGUCUCUGUCACCGUUUUGACAGAAUCUGGCAGCGACAUGGUGGAAGCGGAGAGAACCGGAAUUAGCAUUGUGACAUCUCCCUAUCAGAUCCACUUCACAAAAACACCCAAGUACUUCAAGCCGGGGAUGCCAUUUGAACUCAUGGUCUAUGUCACAAACCCUGAUGGCUCCCCAGCGCCCCGUGUCCCAGUACAGGCUGAAGGAUUCCAGUCGGCUGGGUCGACCCAGGGAGAUGGAACUGCCAAGCUGAUUAUAAACAUGCCCGGGGAUAGGCAGCAGGUUCCCAUCACGGUAAAAACUGCCCAUCCCAACCUCCCAGCAAACCGCCAGGCCUCUAAGUCCAUGGUGGCUGAAGCCUAUCAGUCCCAAGGAGGGUCUCAAAACUAUCUCCAUCUGGCGGUGACGGCUUCUGACCUCAAACCUGGAGACAACUUACCUGUGAAUUUCCACCUGAAGAGCAACAAUCCAGCUGUUCUGAACCAGAUCCGGUAUUUCACCUACAUAAUCCUGAAUAAAGGGAAGAUCAUUCGUGUAGGGAGACAGGACAGGCAGGUGGGACAAAAUCUGGUGACCAUGUCCCUGCCCAUCACUCCAGACCUCGUCCCUUCAUUCCGCAUCGUGGCUUACUACCAAGUAGGAAAUUCGGAGAUUGUAGCAGACUCGGUCUGGCUGGACAUCCAGGACACUUGCAUGGGAACGCUAGUGGUGAAAGGAGCCAGCAACGAAGACAGGAGAAUCCAUGAGCCGGGAACUCCAAUGAAACUCAAGCUGGAAGGAGACUACAAAGCUUAUGUCGGCCUGGUGGCCGUGGACAAAGGGGUCUACGUUCUGAACAAAAAACACAAAAUUACACAAUCUAAGAUCUGGGACUCCGUGGAGAAGAGUGACAUUGGCUGUACGGCUGGCAGUGGAAAGAACAAUCUGGGGGUAUUUGCGGAUGCUGGACUGGCCCUGGAGACGAGCAAUAGGAUUUCCACAGUCCAGAGAACAGAUCCAGAGUGUCCUCAGCCAGCAAAACGCCGGCGUCGCUCCGUUCAGCUCAUUGAGUAUAAGGCAAUGAAAACGGCAGAUUACCAGGACCGGAAGCUGAAGAAAUGCUGUGAAGACGGGAUGCACGAGAACCCCAUGGGGCACACUUGCGAGAAGCGGGUUGGGUACAUCCUGGAUACGGAUGAAUGCAAGAAGACCUUCCUCGACUGCUGCAAUUAUAUCAAGACCAUACGGGACAAGCUGCAACGGGAGCUCCACCUGGAACUUGCAAGAAGUGACUUGGAUGAAGAUUUCAUGUCUGACGAAGAUAUCACCUCAAGGAGCCAGUUUCCAGAGAGCUGGUUGUGGCAAGUGGAGCAGCUGAAUGAGCGACCAAAUGAACUGGGAAUUUCUUCCAAAACGGUGCCUAUUUUCCUGAAGGAUUCCAUCACCACCUGGGAAGUCCUGGCUGUGAGCCUUUCAGAGACCAAAGGGAUCUGUGUGGCUGACCCCUAUGAGAUAACAGUAAUGAAAGAUUUUUUCAUCGACCUCCGGCUGCCCUACUCUGUAGUGAGGAAUGAGCAGGUGGAAAUCCGGGCUAUUCUCUACAACUAUCGGGACCAAACAAUUAAGUGGAUCCAUCUGCGAAAGGACCAGGGGGAGUCCAGGAAGUGAAGGUGAAAGCGGCAGAUAUAGAUGACAGGGUUCCAGACACAGAAUCGGAGACCAAAGUCAGCAUCCAAGGAAACCCUGUGACAAUCAUUGUCGAAAACUCCAUCGACGGGGCCAACCUGAAGCACCUCAUUGUGACGCCGUCUGGCUGUGGGGAACAGAACAUGAUCAGCAUGACGCCCCCAGUCAUCGCCACCAUCUACCUGGACAGCACCGAGCAGUGGGAAAAGAUCGGGGUGGAACGCAGAGCGGAAGCCAUCAAGUUGAUCAUGCAAGGUUACACGCAGCAGAUGGUUUACAAAAAACCCGACUUCUCUUACGCCGCUUUCAAAAACCGGCCAUCAAGCACUUGGCUGACGGCCUACUUGGCAAAGGUCUUUGCUAUAGCUAAGAAACUGGUGCCCAUUGAAAAUCAAGUUAUCUGCGGAGCAGUGAAAUGGCUGAUCCUGGAAAAGCAGAAACCGGAUGGGGUCUUCCAAGAAGAUGCCCCUGUAAUCCACGGAGAGAUGGUGGGAGGGUACAAGGGUGCUGAGCCUGAUGUCUCUUUAACGGCUUUUGUGCUGAUUGCAUUGGAAGAGGCCAAGGACAUCUGCAAGGAUCAAGUCAAAGUGAGUAUCUCUGCACCGUAUGUGCACUUCUACGUUCAUACCCACGUAUAUUAACUUCUACGUUGAUAU